Messenger RNA from Rotaria sordida, 978 nucleotides. Lineage: Eukaryota; Metazoa; Rotifera; Eurotatoria; Philodinida; Philodinidae. The record is from the annotation of a GenBank genome assembly.
AUGCGUAAAUCGGACGCCAUCUAUGCCUUCUACGAGUUAAACGAACGAUUUGCAACUGCUAUACGAUUCUUUGUAGGUGAUUCGUUGGAUUUAAGAAAUGUUUCACCUGCUGUUACGAUUUAUGUUCUCAAUCAAUUCGGUUCAAAAAUUCAUCACUUGGCCUUAGGUGAUCAAUCGUUUGAUAUUUCGACUGGUCAAGAUUAUUUGACAAAAUACUGGGUGAAUUUAGAGACACUCAAUAUUUUCUGUACGACAACUCACCAUGAUAUUCGCGAUUACUUGGCAUUUAUACAUCGAAAACUUGAAUCAUUCGCAGUUGCAUUCAGAUAUGGAAAAUAUUACUGUUCAACUGACAGAAUUUCAUAUUAUCUACCACCACAAAUACAACCAAAAUUCACUUAUCAUGAAUUAGUGUUACAUAUAGCAAGUGAUGAAGAUGCGAAUUUAAGUAGACUUCAAUGGCAUGAACAAAGUGUGGAAAUGAUCGACGGACUCUAUCAAAUCGAGAAUCUAUUUGGACAUAAAUUCUUAAUAUAUCGAAAACAAGAUAGUCGAAUUUACCUUGGUGAUGAUGAACCACUUGAACAACGUAUCUUUCGUCUCGAACAUGUUCGAUAUCGUGAAUAUCGUUUAAGACAUCAUCAAUCAAAUAAAAUUCUAAAUAUUUAUCAACAUUCAUUAAAUAACGAAGCACCACUUGUAACUGAUUCUCAAACUGAUCAGACAUUCACAUUUCAAUAUGUUAAUGAUUCUAAUAAAGAUUAUUAUAUUUGGCCUGCUCAUCAGCCACCAACACAUCGAAGAAAAGUUCUUGACAUUCACAAUGAUCCUUAUGGUCAUGCUAGACAAAAUGGAGCACAAGUUCAAUCGUACGAUUUUCACGGUGGACUCAAUCAACGUUUUCGUUUACAUGCAAUCAAUCAAAACAUUACUCAGCUAGCCAAUAAAGUGUUCCAAGUUAAUCUAUGUGAUACUUGA